Leptomonas pyrrhocoris is the source of this 610-nucleotide messenger RNA. RefSeq lists its product as hypothetical. The transcript has a single exon. NCBI's taxonomy places the organism in Eukaryota, Euglenozoa, Kinetoplastea, Trypanosomatida, Trypanosomatidae. The record is from RefSeq and is a predicted model, not a curated record. The coding region runs from base 296 to 610 and encodes 104 amino acids.
GCGGACCGUCCCACCUUAGGACGCGAAGGUGCGUUUGCGCGUUGCGAUAAAGUACGGCGACAGCUGACUUUGCCUGCGCUGCCGCCUUCGGGGCAGGCGGAGGUGCGGUGCUUUGACUUUUUGCGCUGCUGUGCGGCGGCGCGUGUGCGGGAGGCGCCGGGGGUGCUGCGCCUGCAACACUGCCGCGACACGCAGGUCUGUAUUGGCGGUCUGGAGGCCUGUCUGUUCGGUGGCGAGCGGAAGCGCUGCAACAUCAGCGUGGAGCUGAUCGUGGCACCGAAGAUUCUGCUGGUGGAUGAGCCGACGUCCUGUCUGGGCUCCGUGCUGUCUGCAAAGGUCGUGCGCCCGCUGCCGCAGCUGUGGCGGAUGGGCCGCGUUUUACUGCGCGACCGCAGACGGUUCCCGUGGUGGGUUCGGGGUGGUGCUUCGCGACGCGCCGGUGCCGCCCCACCCCUUCGCUUCGCAGCGUGUCGUUUGUUUGCGUGCGUUCCGAGGCUCCGCUCGGCCCUCGCCCUGGCGUUUGCGUGGCGAGGGAGAAGCAGACGAAAUGGCGUUGGUUCUGCAUCGACUCGUCCGCCUGUGUGCCCGGCAUGAGCCGCUGCUCUCCUGA